Tachyglossus aculeatus (Australian echidna) is the source of this 1125-nucleotide messenger RNA. It is a transcript of the gene DNAAF19, whose product is annotated as coiled-coil domain containing 103. The record is from RefSeq and is a predicted model, not a curated record. Gene Ontology annotation, biological process: determination of left/right symmetry; epithelial cilium movement involved in extracellular fluid movement; inner dynein arm assembly. Gene Ontology annotation, cellular component: outer dynein arm. NCBI's taxonomy places the organism in Eukaryota, Metazoa, Chordata, Mammalia, Monotremata, Tachyglossidae.
GCAACGCGGCGUCGCCACGCGGCCAGUGCUGCCCCCUGUCGGUUGACGCCUGCCCCUGCCCCAACCCCCUCCUCUCCCUGGACCUCAGUUUCCCCCUGCAGAUCCCGGCCAUGUCGGCGUCGGAGGACGGCCUCGACUUCCGGGCGCUGGAGAAAGAGCUGCAGGCCGCGCUGGCCGCCGACGAAAAAUACCAGCGGGAAAACGCGGCCAAAUUCCGGGCGGUCCACCAGAAAGUGGCCAGCUACGAGGAGUUCAGGGACAUCGUCCUCGCCUCUCACCUGAGGCCCCUGGAGAGGAAGGACAAGACAGGGGGGCCGAGGGCAGCCCCCUGGAACAGCCACGCGACCCUCGCCGGCCCCUCGCAGGAGCCCACCUUGGAGCUCGACCAGGAGGGAGCCUGCUGGCCCGAGACCUCGGCCGAGUUCCAGCGGGACUGGCGCCGGCGGCUGCGGAGCGGGCCGGAGCGCUACCGGGCCCUGCUGCGGCUCGGCGGGGCCCGCCUGGGCCGCCUCUUCCGGGCCGACGUGGGCUGCGGCCUGCUGGGCGAGAUCCUGGUGGCCCUGGCGGACCACGCCGGCCCCCCCGACCGCCCGGCCGUGCUGGACGUCCUGAGCGGCCUGGCCCGCGCCGGACGUUUCCGCCUCAACCUGAGCCUGCUGAGCCGCCCCGAGCGGGAAAGCUGCCGCCGCCUCUUCCGCCGGCUCCGGGCCGAGAUCCCGCCCGAGGACACGCCGGGUCGGGAUGAGCAGGGGCUCCUCCGGGAGCUGCUCCACCUCUACCAGGUCGACUGAGGGGGUCAGGCCGCUCCCCUCGACCGCCCCGUCCCCGGGGGGCUCCGGCUGACCCCUGGGAGACCCUCGCGAUCCCGGGAGGCCGGUUUCAUCGGCCCGCGACCUCGACGGAAAGCCGGGGUGCCGGUAGCCGGGGGAAACCACGUGGCCUUUUCCCCCCCUCACCCUCCAUUCCUUCUCCCGGCCUCCCCGGCGGUCCACGAGGGAUGGUGGGGUCCCCUGGGGACCCCAGGGGACACCUCGGAGGGCAGAGUGGGAUGUUUGAACCCCGACAGUCGGCUCUCCCCCUUCCCCAGAUGCUCCCAGGCCUCCCAGCCCAGUAAUAAACCACUGU